This is a messenger RNA of Lemur catta (Ring-tailed lemur), 618 nucleotides long. Its product is annotated as C-C motif chemokine 3-like. Gene Ontology annotation, molecular function: chemokine activity; CCR chemokine receptor binding. Gene Ontology annotation, biological process: neutrophil chemotaxis; positive regulation of ERK1 and ERK2 cascade; G protein-coupled receptor signaling pathway. The transcript has 3 exons. Lineage: Eukaryota; Metazoa; Chordata; Mammalia; Primates; Lemuridae. Bases 57 to 338 code for a protein of 93 amino acids. The record is from RefSeq and is a predicted model, not a curated record. Gene Ontology annotation, cellular component: extracellular region.
AGUCCUCGAGUUCGACUCUAUGAGGCCCCCGUUGGGCUCACACUCUGCCCAGCACCAUGCAGGUGCCCGUGGCCGCCCUUGCCAUCCUGUUCUUCACGGAGGCCCUCUCCCCCCACACCUGCUCUGCCUCAUUUGGAGCCGGCACCCCGACCGCCUGCUGUUUCUCCUAUAUCUCCCGGCAGCUUCCACUCAAAUUUGUGGACGACUAUUCUGAGACCAGCAGCCAAUGCUCCAAGCCAGCUGUCAUCUUCCUCACCAAGAGAGGCCGGCAGGUCUGUGCUGACCCCAGUGAGGCCUGGGUCCAGGAAUAUGUCACCAACCUCGAGCUGAAUGCCUGAGCGGCCUGGGAGCAGCCAGGAACCCAGUGACCUCGGUGGGCCCGGUGGGGAGCAGGGGCCUGAGGCCGGCCAUGAUCUUACAACCCUGGCAGCCACCUCUCCUGCGGGUCCCCACCUGCCACACCCAGCCACAUGCUGGGGCACUCCUUAACUUUAGUUUCAGUUUGUGUAUUGUAUUUAAUUUUUGUAAUUGAUCUCUAUUGUUGCAUUGUGUUAUGUACUGAGUAUUUUCUCGGACAUCUUAGGAUAAUCUCUUAACCUUUCCUCCCCUUUCCCUUCA